AUGGCCACCCCGGACUCCGAGCUGGAGUAUCUCUCUCCAGACUUCGAUCCCGCCUCAAUCACCGUACCCCGGUUGCGUUCUAUUCUUGUCGCCCACAGCGUCAGCUACCCUUCGUCAGCGAAGAAGCCAGAGCUUAUCGCGCUCUUCAACGAACAUGUCGUCCCGCAGGCCAGGAAGGUCCUUAAUGCGCGUUCAAAGACAAAGCGCUCCGAGCAUGGCAUUGUCGACAUGUCAAGUAGAGAGAGCAGCGUGGCUUCCGGGGAUACUGAGAGCGAUGCGACUUCUGUAGCGCCACCGGAGACUGUGCGCCGCAGCACUAGGAGAACAACCAGAUCCCAGUCAGUCGCGGAGGACCCGGAUGCGACACCCAGGGCUAGUGCCAGAGUUGGAAGAACGCCAGCCAAGCGCACGUCAAGCAAGCACGCACGCGCAUCGGAGCCUGAAGUGGAUGAACCUCCGCCUAGGAAGUCAAGACAAUCGAUAUCCGCAACACCCUCAGUAGCUUCUUCGAUACGCCCUUCCGCUACCCCUUCGAUCAAACAAGAGCCUUUGGAUGAGGAAAGCCCUUUCACUCAAGAUAACCCAUUUCAGAGUGGAAGCUCACCGAUGGUCGAGCCUCAUACUGUGGAACGGGAACGGCGCAGGAGAACACUCGGCCUCGCUGAGAGUAAGGACAAGAGAAAGAGCGUCUCGACCAGGCGUAGGGCUGAGUACAUCAGCGCCGACCAAGAACAGCAGCAACAGCAGGGCAUGGUAGUGCCUUCGUCGAAGACUUUCGAGGCACCCGUAACGCGCCGCCGGAGCAAGAAGGAUCCUACGCCCGAGCCGGAGCCCGAGUACGAGCCGGAACCAGAAUUCGAACUCGAGCAAGAAGAUGGAGUGGACAUCGGUGAAGAAUUCACGCCCGAGGAACAACUGGAGCUCGUCCGGGAACGUGCCAGAUCAGGACAAGUGGACAUCUUACCGCCGCGGAAGAAGACAAAGACAAAGGAGUCAUCAAGUGCUUUUAAGACUGCGCCAUGGGCUAUCUUGGUAGCCUUACUCGGUGGCUACGCGACUUGGUGGCGACAAGAGAAGCUGCAAGUCGGCUACUGCGGUGUUGGGAGGCCUUCCAUUGUGGAAGUCCAUGGUCUCGAAAUUCCCGAGUUCGCCCAACAGUUUGUCCCCCAGUGCGAGCCCUGUCCGCAGCACGCUUACUGCUAUCCCGAACUGAAGACCGUUUGUGAAGAUGACUUCAUCCUUCGGCCACAUCCGCUUUCCCUUGGCGGCAUCACGCCAUUGGCGCCGACUUGUGAGCCCGAUGGUGAAAAGGCACGCAAGGUCAAGGCGGUAGCAGAUCGCGCAGUCGAAGAAUUGCGCGAGAGGAAUGCCAAGUACGAGUGCGGUGACUUGGUGGACGAGGAAACCGGAAGGCACUUGACAACGGCCGAUAUCAACGAACAGGAUCUCAAGGAAGAGAUGUCUACUAAGCGUCGACGCGGCAUGUCUCAGAGUGAGUUCGAUGAUCUCUGGGUUCACGCUAUUGGCGAAAUCACCGGAAGGGACGAGAUAACAAGCGGCGUUGAUGGACGCACAGGCAACCACACGCUCGCUAGCAACUCCCUCGCCCGCAUCUCCUUCGCCUGCGCGGCCCGACGAUCCGUCCGCCUCGCGCUGGCAAGACAUCUUUGGAAACUUGUAGUGCUGCUCGCCAUGUUUGGCACCUUCCUCUACGGCAAGCACUCCAUCACCAGCAGCCGCGCCAUGGAAGAUCGCGCCAAGCAGCUCGCAUCGUACGCGCUAGACCGACUGGCGCACCAGGCGGCUCUGCAUGCAUUCGACUCGCGCGCGUAUCCCGAACCGUAUAUUAGCAUGGGCCAGCUUAGAGACGACAUUCUUCGCAGUGAUUUCAGCGCCAAGAGGCGGCAGCGCCUGUGGGAGCGUGUGCAGAAAAAGGUGGAGGGCAAUAGUAACAUUAGACCGAGUGUGCGGGAGAACAGGAGCGGCGAUGUUAGCAGGGUGUGGGAGUGGAUUGGGGCUAUCGCAGCCAUUGAGGAUUCCAGCGCGUUCAAGCGCAGUGGCAGCGGUGAGAGGUCCAGGUUGAGCAUGGGAUCUCCGCCCACGGUGAAGGAAGAAAUGAAGGAAAUGGUGCACUGGGAUGAGGGCAGGCCGGUCUAUUGA
This is a messenger RNA of Aplosporella prunicola CBS 121167, 2160 nucleotides long. RefSeq lists its product as uncharacterized. The record is from RefSeq and is a predicted model, not a curated record. Gene Ontology annotation, cellular component: nuclear inner membrane. The transcript has 2 exons. Bases 1 to 2160 code for a protein of 719 amino acids. Lineage: Eukaryota; Fungi; Ascomycota; Dothideomycetes; Botryosphaeriales; Aplosporellaceae. Gene Ontology annotation, molecular function: chromatin binding.